ACCAAACAAACAAUGGGCCUGGCGGAAUCGUCCACGGUUGAAGCCACGGACGGCGUGAGGAGCCGGAGAAGAGACGAAGAGAAAGAAGACCCAUCUCUUCUGAACUCUACGCUCCCAGAACAGUUCGCCAGUCGGUUUGAAGUGCUGGAAGUGGUGGGGAAAGGGUCUUUUGGCAAAGUAUACAAAGUGAGGGACAAGAAAACCAAGGCCAUCUACGCUACCAAACACCAAACGUACAACGACAGCAACAUAAAAGAGGUUAGGAUUCAAGCUGGAGUGAAUGAUGAACAAGUGGUGAAGAUCUAUGACACCAUUACCGUGGAGGAGAAGGAGAUGUUUAUUGUGAUGGAGUACUGCGAGGGAGGCAACCUCCUUCAGUGGAUCAAACGCAGUCGUCGACACAAACUACUCAACCAAACAGUGAUACUGCAGAUGUUGUUUGGGAUCUGCCAGGUAGUCUACAACUGCCACGUGAAGAAGAUCAUUCACAGAGACAUCAAACCCGAAAACAUCCUCCUGGACAGCAGGAGAAGAAUCAAACUCGCUGAUUUUGGUGUUGCCAGAGUGCUGAAUAGAGCAUCGUAUGCAGACACUUUCUGUGGCACACCACCCUACAUGGCUCCUGAACUGUUCCUCAGCUAUUUUGGCCAGGCCUCUCCAAACUCUGGGUAUGACAGUAAAUGCGACGUGUGGUCCGUAGGAUGUAUUCUGUGGGACAUGGCAAAUAAUCGGAACAAGUUUGUUUUCCAACUGGGGAAGAACCUAGGUCACAAUGUGUCUCAAGCCACAGACAGUCUGAGUGCCUCCAACAUCGCUGAGCUCAUUGAUAACAACAUCCCUCAAGAGUAUGGAAUAGUACGUCGACUGCUACAUCUGAUGCUGAAGAGGAACCCAGAGGAAAGAGUGUCUCUCUCCGACUUACUUCAAGACUCUGAACUAAACGCUGCUCUACAAAACCCUCUAGACUGUCACUGGUCUGAUGUGUUACAAGAGAGAGAAGAAGAGGAUAUCUAGCGUUUAGAGUGUUUUUAUUCGAUAAUUUUUGUACACCGAUUUGUCAGUAGUAAGAUAUAAUGCUUUUUAAACUUUGCAGAAGGUACUGGCAAUGAUCUUACGUAACGUCACAUCACUGAGCAAUUACGGAAGAGCCCCUGUGGAUUAGGCUCGAGACGAGCUAACUCCAAGAGUCUGUGUGAGUGUCUAGCUAGUGGCUCAUUGGCCCAGGCCAACACUUGCUCUCUCUCCAGGUAGCCAACCAGAGCCUGUUGUAGGUUGAGACGCUCCCUGAGGGCUGGGGGGAGCAACGGUUGUGGUCUAUCAUCAGGUUGAGACGGCUGGCUAGAUGCUCUGUUAGAACUGUAGUUUGACACCAGGAAAGCAACCUUGUUUGGACCCAUUUGGAUUUCAAUUUGUCUGAGCAAUGCCGUAUAGUACCCGUCUUGCCCAGUGAGCAAGAUUCUAGCCUCUGAGGCAUUGUAGCACAGACAUAUGAGGUCGUGUUGUUUCAGCUCCGAACUGUCAAAGUAUCCCCGACACAGAGUCUUUCUCUUGACGGUGAACGGAGUAAACUUUGCAACAGGCGUCUCGGAAUUUGCCAGUUUCGGGACUAGUUGCUGGAGCUGCGAGGCCAGUUUGUCAGGUUGGUCAAAGGCUCUGCCGAUGAGAGCUACGAGCAGCUGUUGUGGGGACGCUCUGUCGUAGCUUAUGGAUGGAGUAAGGAACUCUGGGAUAUAAAGAGAGGUCCCCACCAUUCUAGAGUCACUACUGGAGGUGGAGCUGGUGGAGCUACUGGACGCCCGCUCCUGAACCCGGGAGUCACUGACUGGGACUGUUGUACUAGUGGCCAGGUCGGUCGAGGUCUCAUAGGCCUCCCCGAGGGACAAGGAGGUAGUGGGGCUGUCAGUUUCAUCGGAUGACGUCUUGCUACGGACAGUCGCGGUCUGCUGUGACUCUUCCCCGACUUUUCUGUCCUCUCCGUACUCACUGUAAGCUCUGUCGCUGAGCUGCAGGUCCAUACCAACGGAAUCCAUGGCAGAAAACCUUCUUCCCCAAUGUAUAUACAGUACUUUGACCCCUAGCUCACAA
Molecule: messenger RNA, 2085 nt
Organism: Geodia barretti
Lineage: Eukaryota; Metazoa; Porifera; Demospongiae; Tetractinellida; Geodiidae
Source: the annotation of a GenBank genome assembly